UCGCUCUCCGUCCAAAGCGGUCUUUGGUAACCUGUCAAACAUGGGGGCACGAGUUGCUCGUAUGUUCAGAAACUUCAACCUGGAGAACCGGGUUUAUCGAGAAAUAUCAAAAGAGAAGCCGCAAGCAGCGCCCCGACACGCGGGCAGCGUCCCGCCUCCUGCCGGCGGCUCCGUAGCUGCAGAGACGGUGACGGAAGAUUUAGCCAACAAGAAGAACGACCCUCUUGUGUCCCUCCUCAGGUCCGUGUAUGUGGAUUCUACAGACCCAGCAGCAGCAGAGAUGUCGAAGGAAGAUACAGCGGAUAAAGAAUCAGAGCGAAGGCCUCUUAAAUUCAGUUUACCGGGGGCCUCGUACGGCCUGGCGGAGCUCACAGACGUUCCUAAAGGCAAACUGACCAUCGCCGAGGCUCUGAAGGCCCUGAGCAGCCACCAGCGACACCCUCAGACCAUGACUCAGGAAAAGAUUGCUCAAGAUUAUUGUCUGGAUCUGAAAGACACCAAAGCUCUUCUGGAGUUCUUUGUCCCCUUCCAGGUUCAGAUUAUACCGCCCAAGACUGAAGCAGCCAAGCAGAUCAAGGCUUCCUAGGACUUGAUGGUUGGUGAAUGAUAGACUGUAGACAAAUUAUUAUUGGAUUUAUUUAUGUAUGUCAAUAAACUACAUUGAAAGAGUAACAACA
Labrus bergylta (ballan wrasse) is the source of this 677-nucleotide messenger RNA. It is a transcript of the gene ndufaf4, whose product is annotated as NADH:ubiquinone oxidoreductase complex assembly factor 4. Gene Ontology annotation, biological process: mitochondrial respiratory chain complex I assembly. NCBI's taxonomy places the organism in Eukaryota, Metazoa, Chordata, Actinopteri, Labriformes, Labridae. The record is from RefSeq and is a predicted model, not a curated record. Gene Ontology annotation, cellular component: mitochondrion.